Molecule: messenger RNA, 3425 nt
Organism: Nothoprocta perdicaria
Lineage: Eukaryota; Metazoa; Chordata; Aves; Tinamiformes; Tinamidae
Gene: APIP
Product: APAF1 interacting protein
Exons: 9
Coding region: 1-960 (319 amino acids)
Cellular component (GO): cytoplasm
Molecular function (GO): methylthioribulose 1-phosphate dehydratase activity; metal ion binding
Source: RefSeq, a predicted model, not a curated record
AUGGGCUAUGCCAUCAGCAGCACUUUAUUUGGCACCUUGUUCACCCUACUGCCCCACACAGCACACAGCACUGAGGAUGCGGGACUCUGCCCAGAAACUAGCCAGUAUUUUUACAGAGCCUCGUCGCCGCGGCCUGCACCAACCCUGCGGCUCCGGGGGCCGUGCGGGGGGCCAGGCCAGGGCUCUGCGGAGCGCUGCGAAGCGAAGUACCCAGAGCAGCAGCCGGGCUCGCGCACGCCGCGGAAACCGAGCAGGCCGAGGGCAGCGGCGGGCCGGGAACCGCCGCCGGAAAAGUUGCAUCCAAGAAACCUUAUCCCAGAACUUUGUAGACUGUUUUAUGGCUUAGGCUGGGUAACAGGAACAGGUGGAGGAAUCAGCUUGAAACAUGGGAAUGAAAUCUAUAUUGCUCCCUCAGGAGUCCAGAAGGAAAGAAUACAGCCAGAAGAUAUGUUUGUUUGUGACAUAAAAGAGCAGGACAUCAGUGGACCCCCAGCACACAAGAAACUAAAGAAAAGCCAGUGUACACCACUUUUUAUGAAUGCCUACACUAUGAGAGGAGCAGGUGCAGUGAUCCAUACUCAUUCCAAGGCUGCUGUUAUGGCUACACUUCUUUACCCAGGGAGUGAAUUCACUAUUACCCAUCAGGAGAUGAUAAAAGGAAUUCAGAAGUGCACUUCGGGAGGAUAUUACCGAUAUGAUGAUACACUGAUUGUUCCCAUUAUUGAGAAUACACCAGAAGAGAAGGAUCUCAAGGAAAGAAUGGCACGUGCGAUGGAACAAUACCCAGACUCUUGCGCUGUUUUGGUGAGACGUCAUGGAGUUUACGUAUGGGGAGAAACAUGGGAAAAAGCCAAAACAAUGUGCGAGUGUUACGAUUACCUGUUUGACAUCGCCGUGCAGAUGAAGCAGCAUGGGCUAGAUCCUUCAAAACAUCCAUCAGGAGAAAAUGGGAUCCUGUAAAUGGCAACAACAUUCAGAAUUUUCUUCCUGCGUCAUUACUGGAGCUCCAGGUUCCAUGUCACACCCCUGGAACCAGGAGGGGGUGCUGUUAGACUCGCUGCUUUGGCAAACGCAACCCAUCGGUCUUGACGAUCAAAGAGCAAAAGGAGAGUUGAAAUGAAGAAAAUCCUGAGCAGUCGUUUCUGUUUAUGAAUACUGUCAAAGACUGCAGUGGGAGAAAUGAAAAUUCAGAUGCAAAAAACUGUCUUUGAAGAAAGCUGUGGAGAAUUCCUGUGACAUUUUGUUUGCAUAUUUAAAAAAAAAAAUCAUACUUUUUGAUCCUAAUCCUCUGCUAGAUCAUUUAAUUUGCUCUGGAUCUGGAUUUCUAAGAGAAGGAAAUAGCCUUUUAACUUUUAGACCACCCUCCCGUUAAGUUUAGUAUAAAGCAUAGAUUGAACUSUGAUUCACUUAUACUAUGUUAAUAAGAUUUUGUGAAAUUAAAUAUAUGUAUUUUUAAUCCUCUUUAACUGUCAUUACAGGUAGUAGGAGAUGUGAUUUUAUAGCUUGCAUUUGGGAAUUUUAACUGAGAAGAAUGCUCUGGGUCUUGCCUGUUUUCUUACCUUUGUAAAUCCUUUUCCUUUCAAAAAAAAAUUUAAGACUGUUAUGAUUUUAAAACAUCCUACUUUAAAGUGUCCUACAAUUACCCAGCCUAAAACAGAUUUAAUCCAGCAUUAUGAUUCCAAUAGGAAGCCAAUUAAAACAACCUCACGCAUUUAUGUAUUUUACUUACGUAUCUUCUUUGCCAACCUCGUGGAGCGGCGCCCAGCAGAAGCCGUCGGAGCCCCAGCUCUUUAUGACUGAGCAUUGGGGAUGACGGGAGAGCCCAUCGGCCAACACGUGCUGCCACAGGGAGAGAGCUCUUGCCUUCCAUCCUGUUUGCUGCUGGCGGCCACGCAUUCUCACCACUUCCUUUGCAUCCUCUCUGGCACUUGUUUCAGCUUCCAGGAGGUGAAUUAAUUCAUUAGCCUAAGAGAAAACUGCUUGAAGGGUGAGCAAACAAAAUUAUAUUAUUUCCUGGUCAGCCACUGAUAAGUUGGAUCAGCUCAGAGAUGGGUGCAAAGAGUACCACAGAUGGAAUGAAAGUGGCGAUGGCUAAAACAGGAUGAAGGAACAGGGAGCCCCUUCCCCUUUUGACCACAAUAACUAUUUAACUUACCCAGCUGUUUGUGGGAAUGCAUCCUCUACAUGGUUUGCUAAAACAAGCCAGAAAAAAACUUAUAUUUCUCUCCCAUUAAUAGCAUUGACUUGCUUUAGUUACAGGUGCCAGACUCCUGGAUAUAAUACAACAUAUAUUUUGGCACGCUGGUAAUUGUGUUGUGUGCUGAACUCGCACAAUAAACACAUUGUUUUGGCUUGGUGAUAUUUGUGUGCCCAUGUAACAGUCUGGCUCUAGACUUUGGAAAAAGUCACCUACUGUGAAGCAUCAUGGUGUAAACUAAGUGCCUGCUGUUGUGUUACAUUCACACGCUAAAGAAUUAACUGCUUUUUGAUCUUUUCUGGAUUUCCUUGCACAAUUUAGGUAGGCAGAAAUAACUUUUAAURUAUUUUGCCUGUCCCCCUCCCCCCCAACACACACACCAGUUUUUUUUUUUCCUGCUAUUCAUUUUAUCUUCUGACCUUUGCUGGAAAUAUAGUCAAUCAAAAACUGAAGGAAAAGUGUGUCCCAACAGGCUCGUUACUGCUUCAUUAUUUAUCUGACAUGCUCURUUUUUUUUUUAAGCUCAGAGUCCACCUGCAGUUGUCCCUUCUCAAAUACUCAAUAUACAUCUUUUUUAAAAUUCAUAGAGAAAAGUAAUAUUCAGUGCUGUGCUGACAAGCUGGCAGGUUACAUUAAGAGCUAUAACCCUUAAGCAUAUUUACUUUUCCCCAGUGAAAGUGAGACGUGCCUGCAAGGGGGGCUUAAUUCUCAUGAAGCGAUAGUUAUUGUUAACAUCCUUGAGGUGGUUGGCUGUAUUUUUAGUUAAUGUUCUGCAUAAUUAAGCAUUUAUUUUUCAGUGAUAAAUAUUUUGCAGUGUCUCUGUGUCCUGUGAUGACAUAUGGAUGGCAGCAGAAACUUGCUUUAAAAAAUGGUACCUUUUAGAUCGGAUUGUGCAUUGAGGAGUGCUGCAUACUGUGCUGCUCGAGUCAGGCACAAAUCACAUCCAAGUGAGCUCAAACAUUUAAACACUGUGUUUUCCUUAAUUUUUUUYCCCUAGGAGUCCUGCUUAACACAAACAAACAAAACACCUAAAUUACCUAUUCUGACAAUCCACUUAGUGGUGUAAUCUAUUUUUCCCUAUUGAUUGCGACCUCUGAUACUUUGUUUAAACUGCUAUAUCUCUGUAAAAAGUGAAUUCCUGCGGUAUUCUGAUGAUGCUGUCAGGAUAGGACACAAUUAUAUCUUUCUGUGAUAGUCAUGCUUUGUAAUUUAAAAAAAUGUUUUUCAG